AUGAGACAUAUGUUUGUCCACGGUCUACAGAUCAUCGCUGCUUGUCUAGCGGUGAUCGCGCUCCUCGUUGGUUAUGAUCUCUUUUAUGGAGGUGCAUAUCUCGAUGUUGUGUACCAGCCUUUCCGUUCGGUUGAAAACACCAUUGCGCAUCACAGUAUUAGCCAUGCCAUCCACAUCCCAACAUCAACUGUCACAUUCCGCCCCACCCGGACUCCGAAUCCUACUCUUGACACCGUCUUGACACCCACGCCGAUACCACCGCUGCCCGGUGAUAACGAUGACACCGCCUCCGCAUUGCCGGACGGCGACCCGGAACACCUCAAGAAUGCGCCCAAGUACAUCACCGCGAUCCUCGACGCGGACGAUAAGUCCAUGCCCCGCCUCGACUGCCCCCGCCCAGAUACUGCGCGCUACCAGUACCUCAAGCCUUCGGCCGCGCUGAAGAGGAAGCCCAAGUACUUCAUCGCCCUGAACAUCCGCCAAAAGGUCGAACUCCUCCCGCGGCUCAUGGGCUCCAUCGUCGAGGCCCUUCGCUUCCUCGGCCCGGAGAACUGCGUGCUCUCCGUCGUCGAGGGUAACUCGCGUGACGGCACCUACGAGGUCCUCCACCUCCUCCGCCCGGAGCUCGAGCGGCUCGGCGCCGAGUACCACUUUUCCCGCAGCGACCUCGACCCGGGCGCCGGCGACCGCAUCCCCAAGCUCGCCGAGCUGCGCAACAUGGCCCUCGCGCCCCUCGUCGCCGACCCCGCGCGCUACGCCGCCGACGCCGUCGUCCUCUUCCUCAACGACGUCGCCGCCUGCCUCGAGGACAUCCUCGAGCUGGCCCACCAGCGCCUGUACCUCGGGGCCGACAUGACGUGCGCAUUCGACUGGACCUACGUCGGCGCGGACCCGACCUUUUACGACGUCUGGAUCAGCCGCACCAUCGCCGGCGACUCCUUCUUCGAGAUCCCCCCCGACGGCAACUGGAACUCGGCCUGGAACAUCUUUUGGAACGAGCAGACGUCGCGCCGGCGCUUCGCCAGCCACAAGCCGCUGCAGGUCUUCUCGUGCUGGAACGGCGCCGUCGCCGUCACGGCCCGCCCGCUGCUGGACCGCCUCGUGCGGUUCCGCGCCCCCAGGCCGGGGGAGUGCUUCCAGGGCGAGCCCCAGCUGUUCUGCAAGGACAUGUGGAACGCCGGCUUCGGCAAGAUCGCCGUGGUGCCGAGCGUCAACUUGGAAUACAGUGACGAGGCCGGGCGCAAGAUCAAAGCCGCCAAGGGGUACACCAGCCAGUGGGUCGGGGACGAGGACAAGGACGACGACUUCAAGGUCGAUUGGAAGGCCGAUCCGCCCGAGAAGGUCAAGUGCAUGGCCAGCUACGACAAGCAGACGUGGGAGCCCUGGAAUCAGGGGCUAGAAUAG
Molecule: messenger RNA, 1404 nt
Organism: Colletotrichum navitas
Lineage: Eukaryota; Fungi; Ascomycota; Sordariomycetes; Glomerellales; Glomerellaceae
Product: alpha-1,3-mannosyltransferase CMT1
Exons: 2
Coding region: 1-1404 (467 amino acids)
Source: RefSeq, a predicted model, not a curated record